UUUCCCUACUCGUAUUAAGUUUAGUGUUAAACAGGAACGAUCAGCGGGUAAAAUAAUCACGAUUAGUUCAGCCCUGAUGGUCAUCAAUAAACUUGAUACACCUGUUGAACUUAAACUAGAAAACACUGACGAAUCAGGUCAAUAUGAAUGUUUAAACAUUUUACCGAACGUUCCUACAGCUUUACCUCUCUCUCGUGUUUAUGAUCGGCUGUGGGCCCGACCAUUAGAACUUUCGUUGAAUUUCUGUGAUCAGCCAAUCCAAUGGGAGCAUGUAUUAUGUAAGGGUGAAGUAUCGAAUGGUAUCAAACAAUGUGAUCCAAUACAAGGCGCAGGUAUUUACAGAUUUUGUGUCUGUGUACAACGCGAGAAUUAUCCCACAAAAGAAGAAGUAGCAGCAGAACUUGAUCUGGACAUUGAUACAUUUGCUACGUUACCUGGACACGCCAUCUAUAUAUUACCUCCCUUGAUUAUUAAAAGUUUAAUUCCUAUCGAGUUAAUGUAUUACGUUAAAAACACAGAUAUCUCAGGUAGUUUAAAGGCAGGGAAAGAAGCAAAUAUACAUGCAGCAGAUGUAACGAAAGAUUUUGAAAUUGGGAUCAACUUAGAGAAUUUUGAGAAAUGUCAAGAAUUAACGAUCCCACCGAAGACAUAUAAUUAUUUUGUGCGUCUGCGUAUUUAUGAUAAGAAGAAUCGACGACUAGAUUUAGGUGUUCGAAUUAUUACUGGUAAAAGUGGAAAUGUAAAGUUAUCAAUAUCUGCUCCGUAUUGGUUAUUGAAUAAAUCGGGUCUACCUCUCAUCUUUAAACAAGAAGGAUCAAAAACUGAUGCUGCCGGACAAUUUGAAGAACAUGAGAUAGCCAGAAGUGUAACACCGCUACUCUUUAGUUACUAUGAAAAGGAUGAACCCAAUCUAGUUUGUAUUCGACUGGGGAAGAGACAUCAUGGAGCGGAAGCCCUUCCUCAAUGGUGUAAUAAAAUAUCGUUAGAAAAUGGAUCCGGAACACGCCAGCUUCAUGUUGUACAGAGACACACGAAUCGUCCUGAUUGGGUUUAUAACAUUGGUUACCAGAUUACGAAGGGAAUUGGUAAAUUUGCAGAUACGAAAAUAAUAACGAUAGCUCCACGUUAUGAGAUAGAUAACCAAUCACAUCACAAGUUAGCUAUCGCACAGAAAUAUCUCAUCAAUAAUGGAAACAGUGAAAAUACGUUCUUGACAACCUUACCUAAAUCUAAACUACCGUAUCAUUGGCCGAGGAUGGAUCUGGAUCAGUUAUUAUGUAUCCGGAUCAUGGAUAUACCAACCUGUCAGUGGUCCGGUGGAUUCUGUGUAGACAAGAGUAAAUCAUUCCAUGUUAAUAUGAGGGACAGUGAAGGACGAUGUUUAUUAUUGAAGGUGGAGAUAAUUCUACAAGGACCAACUUUCUUUAUUGUUCUCGCUGAUGCUGAAACUAUGCCUCCUCCUUUUAGACUGGAUAAUCUUUCUCCUAUCCCAGUAAAAUUUUAUCAGACAGAAAUAACAGAUGAUCGACUACAAACACUUCUACGACCAAAUACCUCAGUUUUAUAUGCAUGGGAUGAACCUAUCCUAGAACCAUCUUUAAGUCUACAGAUACCAGGUGGUAUGACUGCCACCUAUAAUUUAAAUAAACUAGGGGAGGGAACCCAGUUAAACUAUGAAAAUUAUAUUUAUCUGGCAGCUACACAUACAUUUAACAGACCUGUUUCAAGUGAUAGAGAACUGGUGUUAGACAGUACAACUGAAAAUCAUAUCAUAUUUAAACGCAAGGAGAAGGAUAAAAGAUCCCAGAUGUGGCGUAUGACAAGUGAUGGGAUGCUAGAACAUUAUGGUUCCAUGCCACCAUCAGAACCAGCUAAAUCACGUCCACGUGGCCUUGUGUUAGAUAUAUUAGAUAUUGCACCUCAACCCACGGAGAUCGUUCCACUCAUUUUACGUAAAGCUGAUGAACGAAGAAAAUCAACACAGACAUGGAAAUUUACAGAUGAUGGUCGAUUAAUGUCACAAGCUGGUCCAAUGUGUGUACAAGUUCUUGGUGGAGUCAACUUGUUAAAAGAUGGUGCUAUAGCAGUGUUGGGUCCUAGUCCAAACUUUGUACCUAAAUUACCUGAUUCCCCAUCCUAUCCUUGUCCCGUUCCAGCCCAUAUGUUGGUUUCACGUCAGAAAUUACGCCCAGGUUCUGGUUGUUUAUCUGUUCAAGUUAUUAUGGAUGGACCAAUCAGAGUUUUACAAAUAGCUGACAGACGGCAUACGGAAGUUGUUGUAAAGAGUGUGAGUUGUGACAUGAAUGAUUGGGAAGUUUACGACAUGGCUGAUCGACCUUCAAACCCUAACGAUGAAGAGACAAAAUAUACAGCAUCACAUCUAGAGGUAACCAUGUCAUUAAAGGGAGGAUUAGGUAUUUCAUUGAUUAAUGACGUACCUGAAGAACUGGUAUAUAUCAAGUUAAAUAAUAUCUUUCUAGAAGUUUUAAAAACACCUGCAUUAACCACUCUUGAAAUAAACGUAGCCGGGGUACAGGUUGAUAAUCAGAUGUUUGGAGCACAGAGGCCGGUUGUUUUAUUUGUUACCCAGACGCAGCAACGAGAAGGGCCUGAUAAUACUCCAGCCCUGUAUAUCUCUGCUCAUAAAUUACCCAGUGGUAAAUGGAAUGCUGAAAUAUACAAGCACCUGAUUAUAACAACGAAGAGGUUAACCAUUCAAGUAGAAGAGAGGUUACUAUGGAAACUGAUGCCAUUUUUUGGUUAUAAAUCUGACACGAAUCACGAUAUGGCCAAAGUAGAUGACGAUACACAACAGGUUAUAUCAGCGGGUUCAACAGUUCAAGCUAAGAGAUAUUAUUUUGGAAUGUUAAAACUGAAGACAGGGCGGGUAACCCUCAGUAUGGUUACAGCCAGUAAACUAUCACCGGAUCUAUUAGCCGUUAAAAACAGUCUUUCUAUGCAUUUAAUAGCCUUUGAAGAGGCUAAGGUUGAUUUAGAUCAGUUUCUAAUGAAUCACCCAUUUGAGACGAGCAGCUUUCUACUGAAUGAAAUUAUGACCCAUUAUACCGAGGAAUUAAAGAGUCAAGCAGCCAAGAUUUUAGGAUCUGUUGAUUUCCUGGGUAAUCCCCUGGGUUUUGUAAAUGAUGUUACAGAAGGUUUAUCAGGGUUGAUUAAAGAUGGUAAUGUUGGUGGACUUUUUAAAAAUGUGACACAUGGCGUUUCCAACACUGCAGCAAAGAUGACCGGAGCGUUGUCCGAUGGUUUAACUACCAUAUCGAUGGAUGACAAACACAAUAAAACACGUGAAGAUUUACGUCAAGUGGAGUCUGGACAAGGCAGCUCCCAUGUUUUAGCUGGUAUUAAAGGACUGGGUUAUGGUAUCUAUGGAGGUCUGACAGGAAUUGUUACCCAGUCUUAUAGUGGUGCUAAAGAAAAAGGAAUAGGGGGAUUUUUCAAGGGAGCAGGAAAAGGUCUGGUUGGCACGGUAACCAAGCCUGUAGCAGGAGUUCUAGACUUUACAUCAGGAAUGGCAAAUGCUGUUCGUGAUACAAGUCGUGUUUCAUCUCGUGUUCAUCCACCCAGAGUUCGUGACCCCAGAGUUAAUCCAGGAGCUCAGGGCCUGAUAUCGUCGUACAGUGGUGCCUUGGCCCGUGCUCAGUGGCUGCUUUAUUCGUUGAAUAACAACGAUUACAGUGAAUAUAUAAUAUCGCUAGAAUAUCUUGGAUAUGGUGAGAAUAAUUUGAUGGCCAUGGUUUCCAGUCAUUCCUUCAGAAUAUUAAAACAGAAGUCGAAAGUGUCAGAAGAAAUGUUGUUUGUUAAAUUAAAGGAUAUUGUAAAAGCUGAAUUUAAAGUUGUGUUUGAUGAUAGUGGACAGUCAACAGGAAAUGAGACGCAGACGAGGAGGUUAAGUGAGAAAAUUUACCUGACUUUAACGAUGAAAGCUGAUGUCAGCCGGAGUCGUGAUACAAGUGUUAAACGACCCCAAAUUAGAUGUGAACGCAUCAACAUUGCUAAAAAGGUGUGCCAACAAAUAAAUUAUGCAAGAAAUCUGUUCGAUGAUGAGACACACACUCUGAUACAAACAGAAUUAAAGGAUAACAGUUGUUGAUACAGACAGAAUUAAAGGAUAACAGUUGUUGAACACGACCUGGUGCCUUAUCAAGGAAAUUAUAACAAAAUACUUUUAUCAUAAUUAUUACAUUUUUCAUUUUAACCAAAAUUUGUUAUUGUGCAUACAAUUGGUUAUUGUGCAUACAAUUGGUUAUUGUGCAUACAAUUGGUUAUUGUGGGCACAGUUGGUUAUUGUGAGUGCAAUUAGUUAUUGUGAAUACAAUUGGUUAUUGUGGGCACAAUUGGUUAUUGUGAGUGCAAUUAGUUAUUGUGAAUACAAUUGGUUAUUGUGGGCACAAUUGGUUAUUGUGAGUGCAAUUGGUUAUUGUGGGCACAAUUGGUUAUUGUGAGUGCAAUUAGUUAUUGUGAAUACAAUUGGUUAUUGUGGGCACAGUUGGUUAUUGUGAGUGCAAUUGUUUAUUGUGAAUACAAUUAGUUAUUGUGAAUACAAUUGGUUAUUAUGAGCACAGUUGGUUAUUGUGAAUACAUAUUGAUUUUAUGUGCAUUAGGGAUCACUUAUAAUGUUCACGGAACUCUAGAGGUUCAUCUGCAUUGUAAUGUAGGGGAAGAAUUGUAAUACAUUAUUCACUAGGUCAGCAUGUUCUUUGUAACCUGUGGGAAUUACGAACCAAUCAUGUUAUUUGGAACUGUAUUAUUACAUGUAGCAGAGAUCAAACAGGGAAAUUAUAAUCUGAUGUAUAGAACACAUGGUUGUAUAAGAUACAGGGUAAAGGGUGUUAUAGUGAAAAAUUGUUAAAGAUACAUCCUUCUUGAGGUAGCACGAAGUCAGGCUCCCUGUAAAACGUAGGUGUCUUGUUUAUCUAUAUGUGCAGAUAUCAUUUCAGGC
Molecule: messenger RNA, 4957 nt
Organism: Patella vulgata (common limpet)
Lineage: Eukaryota; Metazoa; Mollusca; Gastropoda; Patellidae
Product: intermembrane lipid transfer protein VPS13D-like
Exons: 28
Coding region: 77-4108 (1343 amino acids)
Biological process (GO): protein targeting to vacuole; protein retention in Golgi apparatus; mitochondrion organization
Cellular component (GO): extrinsic component of membrane
Source: RefSeq, a predicted model, not a curated record